GGAGAAGUGACACAGGAAGUGACUGAGGUCUCGGUUAGUCUAAAGAGGUGAUGAUGUUUCCUCACAAGCUCCAGCUCUUCAGCAGCGGCGCACACGGACGCGGCGUGCUGCAGCAGACAUUUUCUCCUCCGUCCUCCUCUGAGUGCUGCUUUCUGAGACUACCAGGCUGGAGGGAGGCCUCGGCUCCAGUUUGCUGAGGAAGCUUUCCUCUAGGAAGUCUGACCACCGCAACAGCAACCCCCAGCCUCAAGAAGCCAAUGAAAUGGGAUUAGAAGGCGGCUCGAACCGACUGAGCUACAGGCUGUCCCGCCUGGGCAGCCGGCACCGGUCCAGGGAUGCUCAGAGACCUCCAGCUCAGCCAGAAAGACCUCCUCCUCCUCCUCCACAAGAGGAGAGGUCUCCACCAGCGCCCUAUGAGCCUCCAGCUCCGCCUCCGGCUCCUCCUUCUCUCCCGCCGUCAGCGGAGAAACCCCCGAAGCGGCCAGACAAAGCAACCAAGCCCAAGCUGCCCCCUCGGCCGCUCUCCAAGGUGUUCAGCAGCAGUGAACACGGAGCAGCAGUGCUGCAGGGCUUCGAUGUUUUCCGGGGCGAUGAGACUCUGUGUGAUGUGGUUCUGGUUCCUGGAGACAGCUCAGAAACCUUCCCGGUGCACAGAGUCAUCAUGGCUUCAUGCAGCGACUACUUCAAGGCCAUGUUUACAGGAGGCAUGAGGGAGCAGGAGAUGAGAGAGAUCAAACUGCAUGGGGUCACUAAGACGGGCUUAAAGAGCAUCAUUGAGUUCAUCUACACGUCCAAAGUCGUCCUGGACAUGGGCAACCUGCAGGACACGCUGGAGGCCGCCAACUUCCUGCAGGUCAUGCCUGUUCUCAGCUUCUGCAACCAGCUGCUGAGCAGUGAGAUCACAAUUGAUAACUGUGUGGAAGUCGAACGCAUCGCUGAAGACUUGCUUUUGGAAGACGUUCAGGAAAAUAUUGGUAAGUUUGUGAGUGAGAACCUCUCAGCGCUGGUGCAGUCCGACCGCUACCUGCAGCUCUCCGAGACCAGCAUGGCCAACGCUCUGGCCAGCAACUCGCUGAGGGGUUUCUCCGAGCUGGAGCUCUUCCACAUCGCCAAAGGGUGGCUGGAGCACGACCCCGCCAAACGCAGAAAGUCGGUUUACGCCCUGAUGCGCCACAUCCGUUUCCCGCUCAUGAGCCCCGGCGAGCUGAUCCAAAUCUCCCAGGACGACGAGGGCGAAAGCGAGUCCCUGAUGCGCUCGGAAACGGCCUGCGUCAACCUCCUGCUGGAGGCCAGCAAUUACCAGAUGAUGCCGUACAUGCAGCCCGCGCUGCAGACCGAGAGGACGCAGAUCCGGUCGGACGCCACGCACAUUCUGGCCCUGGGCGGGGUCAUGCGGCAGCAGCUGGUGGUGAGCCGCGAGCUGAGGCUGUACGACGAGAACAGCCGCCACUGGAGAGCCCUGAAGCCCAUGGAGGUGCCGCGGUACCAGCAUGGGGUGGCCCUGCUGGGGGGCUUCCUCUUCAUUGUUGGAGGUCAGAGUACUUAUGACACGAAGGGGAAGACGGCCAUAGACAGCGCUUACCGCUAUGACCCGCGCUUCGACAAGUGGCUUCAGAUUGCGUCCCUCAAUGACAAGCGGACCUUCUUCCACCUCAGCGCCCUGAAGGGGAAACUGUUCGCGGUGGGAGGAAGGAACGCCUCCGGGGAGAUCGACACGGUGGAAUGUUACAACCUGAAGAAAAACGAGUGGAGCUUUGUGUCCAACAUGGUGGAGCCUCACUAUGGACACGCUGGCACUGUUCACGGGGACCUCAUGUACAUCUCAGGCGGGAUCACGCGUGACACCUUCCAGAAAGAGCUGUGGUGUUACGACCCGGUUGCCGACACGUGGAGCCAGCGGGCCGACAUGGUGGAGCUGCGGGGGCUGCACUGCAUGUGCACUGUGGGGGACAGGCUCUACGUCAUGGGGGGAAAUCACUUCAGAGGCACCAGUGACUACGACGACGUCCUGGGCUGCGAGUACUACAGCCCAGAAGCAGACCAGUGGACGGUGGUGGCGCCCAUGCCGCGGGGCCAGAGCGACGUAGGCGUGACGGUGUUCAACGGGCAGAUUUAUGUGGUGGGGGGGUAUUCCUGGAACAGCAGAUGCAUGGUUGACAUUGUGCAGCGGUACGAUCCGGAGCAGGACGUGUGGGACCGGGUGUUCAACGUGCUGGAGCCUCUCGGGGGGAUCCGCGCCUGCACGAUGACUGUUCACCUGCCAGAGGGGUCAGUGGAUGAGGCCCAGAUACAAGACUGCCCCCUACCCACAGCCAAGAGCUGAUCACCGCGUGCGGCGGUGGGGGGUUUCGGUUUAGUCAUAGAAGAAGAACAAAACAGGAAGUGUGUGGGCUGCAAACACAAGUGCAGCAAACUCUUUCUGCAUGAGCUUAUGGAGCUUUUUCAUCAUCCUGUACUGCUGUUGAUCUGAGCUAACGUUUACCUCAUCAGACCUCUCCUCACUGUCUGUGCUUUACCUGAAAUAUCCAUGAUUUUGGUGUUUUCAACAUGUUCUUGGGGCUUUUUUCUCAUGUUUUAGGACAUAUAUAUACUGUAUAUAUAUACACAUAUAUUCAAAAACGAAGAUUAAAAUUGUGUUUCUGAGUAUUUCUUUAUAAUCCUGUUGAAUCAGGAGCAUAAGAAAAAUGGUGUUGGAAAAGCUUGUGGUUACAACAAUCGUUUGACCAGUCUCCUUCACUCUGAUGCAUCCACUCACAGAAAAAUAGAUCCAUUAGCAUCUCUGUUUUCAUCGGAACAGAUCAAAACUGGACGGCUGGAUAGCAACACCAUUAUCCGAACAUCUUUGUUACAACGCUAACGUUAGCUUGGGGUUGUGGGGGGCUGUAAGCUAGAGGGAGAGAGUGUAAACAGCUGAAAUUGGGGCUUGCUUCAUACAACUCAGAGGGGAAUUUCUGAUGAACUUCUGCCACUUUAUCAAAAAUACACCGUAAGAAAUUAAUCACUGAAUCAAUUAACAAAAGCUCUGUCAUUUGUUACAUUUAAAAAUAUUAAUUUGUAUCAAAUUAAUUUUUUAAGUUAAGUAUACAAUCAACCUUAA
Molecule: messenger RNA, 3097 nt
Organism: Oryzias melastigma (Indian medaka)
Lineage: Eukaryota; Metazoa; Chordata; Actinopteri; Beloniformes; Adrianichthyidae
Product: kelch-like protein 9
Exons: 11
Coding region: 263-2323 (686 amino acids)
Biological process (GO): regulation of cytokinesis; protein ubiquitination
Cellular component (GO): Cul3-RING ubiquitin ligase complex
Molecular function (GO): ubiquitin-protein transferase activity; cullin family protein binding
Source: RefSeq, a predicted model, not a curated record